UAAAGAUGGAGUUUAUUAAAGAGGAGAUUGAAGACAUGAGUGAUCCAGAACCAUCCAGAAUAAAACAUGAAGAUACUGAGGAACAAAUAGAUCUGGUCCUGUGGGCGUCAGUAUCACACAGUGAUCACAGUUCACACCUGCAGUGAAGCCCCUCCCACAACAAUUCACCAAUAAAUACUGGGAAUAUUCCCAUCAUCCUACAAGAGAAGGACAAACUCCAGGAGUAGCGGCUGAAAUCUGUGUGACUGUUAAAGAUGGAGUUUAUUAAAGAGGAGAUUGAAGACAUGAGUGAUCCAGAACCAUCCAGAAUAAAACAUGAAGAUACUGAGGAACAAAUAGACUGGAUGGAGAUGAAACCGCAAAAACAUGAACUGAAUGAAGCAGAGGAGGAACAGCAGAGCAUCAAAGCUAAUGAGCUUUACACCUGCCCUCAGUGUGGAAAGAGCUUUGGUCGCAAAGGACACCUUAACAAACACAUGAGAAUUCACACUGGAGAGAAACCGUAUCCAUGCACUCAGUGUGGAAAGAGUUUUGCUUGUGGAUCCGGUCUUAAACAUCAUCUACGCAUUCACUCUGGAGAGAAACCAUUUAACUGUGAUCAGUGUGGUAAAGAUUUUAAUUCAUCAUCAAAUCUAAAAAAACACCUGAAAGUUCAUUCAGAUGAGAAGCCUUAUGUGUGUUCUCUCUGUGGAAAGAGUUAUUCAAGGCUGGAUCAUUUUAAACUGCACCAGAAAACACAUAAUGAAGUGAGAGAUCAUGUGUGUUGUGAGUGUGGGAAGAGCUUUAUUACAACUGGCUAUCUGAAAGAGCACCAAAUAAUUCAUACUGGAGAAAAACCUUACAAGUGCUCAUAUUGUGACCAGAGUUUCACUCACUCAAAAUCCCUGAAAGAACAUGAGCGAGUUCAUACUGGAGAGAAGCCGUACUACUGUACUCAGUGUGAGAAGAGUUUCAAAUGUCCCAAAGGUCUCAGGAAUCAUCUGUUCGUUCACUCUGGAGAAAAGCCAUUUAACUGUGAUCCGUGUGGUAGAAAAUUUGUUUCAUCAUCACAUCUAAAAAAACACUUAACUGUUCAUUCAGACGAGAAGCCUCACUUGUGUUCUCUCUGUGGAACGAUUUUUUCAAGUCUUUAUUAUUUUAAAUUGCACCAGAAAACACAUAAUGAAGUGAGAGAUCAUGUGUGUUGUGACUGUGGGAAGAGCUUUACUAGAGCUGACAAUCUGAAAAAUCACAGAAGAAUUCAUACUGGAGAAAAACCUUACAAGUGCUCAUAUUGUGACAAGAGUCUCACUCGAUUUGAGCACCUGAAAUCACACGAGCGAGUUCAUACUGGAGAGAAGCCGUACUGCUGUACUCAGUGUGAGAAGAGUUUCAAAUGUUCAUCAAGCCUUCACAAUCAUAUGAAAAAAUGUUGCAAGUGAGAAACAUUCGUUUUCAUAUCAAAUAUCUCACAAGUAAAUUGUGUCAAAUAAAAAAA
Messenger RNA from Rhinichthys klamathensis goyatoka, 1477 nucleotides. RefSeq names its product zinc finger protein 239-like. The coding region runs from base 255 to 1421 and encodes 388 amino acids. The transcript is spliced from 3 exons. The record is from RefSeq and is a predicted model, not a curated record. NCBI's taxonomy places the organism in Eukaryota, Metazoa, Chordata, Actinopteri, Cypriniformes, Leuciscidae.